Messenger RNA from Corylus avellana, 1147 nucleotides. RefSeq lists its product as uncharacterized. The record is from RefSeq and is a predicted model, not a curated record. Lineage: Eukaryota; Viridiplantae; Streptophyta; Magnoliopsida; Fagales; Betulaceae.
CUACAGGCUACAGUGACACACAUUUUCUGAGAGCUCCCAGUGUUUCAUCCCCAUGAUUCCGUUCAAGCUUCAUCAACCCCCUCCAUCUUUCUCUAUUUCCCAAACUACCACUCUCCACCUCUCUCUCACCCCACGUAAAUUUUCAAUUCUACCCCUCCCUCCAACCCCUCACAAACCCACAGUUUUCCUCAAACCCUACCCCUUCUCUUUCCCGAUCCCUCUCUCCUAUCCCACCUUCAAAUUGAUUAGGGUUUCGAAAGCUGAAGCACCGUUUGCUGGCAAUGAAGGAGGCUACACCAAAGCUUCACCGGAGCUGGAAGACUUGUCUCCAGACGGCGCUGUUUAUCGGAAGACACUGGCAUUGGUGGAGUGCUCCAUGUUCGCCGCGCUCACCGGCUUGGUCUACUUCUUGAGCAAUUCUCUCGCUAUUGAGAAUUACUUUGGCUGUGUCUUCUCGUUGCCAAUAGUAAUCUCCUCAAUGAGAUGGGGCGUUGCAGCUGGAAGGAAAACUAUGGUGGCAACAGCCAUGCUAUUACUUGUCUUGUCUGGUCCAGUGAAAGCCUUAACCUAUCUGCUUAAGCAUGGAAUAGCUGGCUUCACAAUGGGUUAUUUGUGGAGGUCGGGAGCAAAUUGGACUCUUUCAAUUUUGUUGUGCACAAUCGUUCGAGCAAUUGGUGCUGUGGGAUAUGUCUUAAUAACUUCAUUCUUGCUAAGAGAAAACAUACUUGCUUUGAUCACCAUAAAUAUUCAUGCUUCUCUUACAUUCCUGUUCACUGCUACGGGGAUUAAUACAAUUCCAUCGAUGAAUGUGAUAUAUGCCAUAUUUGCGACCUUGGUUUUACUGAAUUGUGGAUGCUUCACAUUCUUGCUCCACAUUUUGUAUUCUGUGUUCCUUACCAGGCUUGGGAUGAAGGCUUCACUGGGAUUGCCAAGAUGGAUAGAGAGGGUUGUAUAAUUGUAUCUGAGGCAUUAAGUCAUUGAGUCAUUUUCAGUUUAUAUAAUACCAUACGUUAAAGGUGUCAGAAAAAAAAAUCAAUAGCUAGGUUUGGGUUAGAUUCGGUAUAUGUAUUUAACUUCAUUGAUCUUUAUGUAAAGUGUUAGAAACAACAUUUUUAUCUCACAAUGCUGAUGCAGUAAUUCCAACCGA